AUGAAUAGAUUUCGAUCGAGAUAUGGCCAAAACAAUCAGGAUUCUAGAUCUAACGCAGAUGAUCAGAACACGUUAAUGUCUUUCCCGCAUUCUACACCAGGGGAAAUGGAAUCUGUGUUUUCUGAAUCAAGUACCAUUGGAGAUUUCGAACGGCUGGGUUUUGUGAAUCGAAGCCCUCGAUUUGCCAGUAAUAGAACCGUUAUAUUUGCUUCAGUUAUGCUUUCUAAGGGUUUUUUUGCGUGGGAAAAUCAAGACACGUUUGAUACAUUUAUUUCCAACCGUAGGAAACUUGAUAAAUGCUUAGAUUCCGGUAAAGGGUGGCCAUUAUUUCAUUACGUUUCUGUAGGGUUCAAAUCAUAUUUCAGGAAAAGCACCCCAGUGUCCAAAAUUUACAAAUACAAGGUGGUUGAUAACGAUAAAGUCGAUGAUAUCAAGGAGCCCAAUAAAGAGCUUCUUCAUCAAAACGAGAAAAGGUCUCUUUUCAAAGUUGAAUUUUGUAACGUUUUCCGGAACGUUAUCAAUAGUGAAGGGAUUGUAUACCAUAAAUUCGUGUGCUUCCAACCUGAUGGGAUCAGAUGCUCAGUUUUGAUGAUGAAUAGCAUUGGACGAAGGAACACUGAUUGUCAAGUCUAUGAACCUAUUACUGAUUCCUUAUUGAAUCUCAGAUGGAUUGGAACAACAGGAUAUACGUCUGUCUUUGGUGCAAACGAUUUGAAAUUGGUGAUCUUGGAUGAUCAAGUUCCACAUUUGUCAUCACGGGCCUCUCAAGAGAGAGAUAAUGACAGAAGAGAUUCGCAACGCAGUGAACAUGCACGAUCUCAAUCUAAGAUGCCAGUCUGGGCUAUGUAUUCCAGAACUACCUCAAUUUUGCCAAUACCCAGGCAUCGUGUGUUGAAGUUGGCAACUUUCCAAAUCAGUGAAGUUGAAAAUGCUGAGCAAGUGCCUUUCACUUCCGAACUCUUGACAUGUAUGAGUAUGUACUUACACGAAUUGGAAUCGAGAAAGGAAAGAAGAUCACCAUUGACAUCCGCUCCGAUGAUUUCAAUGGUGUAG
Kluyveromyces lactis is the source of this 1053-nucleotide messenger RNA. RefSeq lists its product as uncharacterized. The transcript has a single exon. The record is from RefSeq and is a predicted model, not a curated record. Lineage: Eukaryota; Fungi; Ascomycota; Saccharomycetes; Saccharomycetales; Saccharomycetaceae. Bases 1 to 1053 code for a protein of 350 amino acids.